AUGGAGUCAUCGGAAUGGCUAAGGAAUUAUAUCUGGCGAAAUGCUGGCUUUGGAAGCCUCAGAGAUAUUCGUUUUCAAAUUGAGGACUACGAACCUCGCUACGACCCCACAGUCAUCCCGAUAAUCUCUACAGAACUGAAGGAGACCAAGACGAAGCGAAAUGAUGUGGAAAAGGCCGCUCCCCGCGGCUCUAGGUUGUCUGGAUACUAUUCCGUUGCCGAUUACCAUAGGCUCUAUCUAUCUGGAGAGAUAUCUCCUGUCGCGGUUGCGAAGGCUAUCCUCCCUCUAAUUCGUAGGGAUACGGAUUCCCCCAUGCAGUACUCAACAGCCUGGUUUGAGGUCAAGGCUGAGCUGGUGAUGAAGGCCGCAAGAGCCUCGGCAAAGAGAUAUAAGGAAGGAAAGCCGCUGGGCCCUAUGGAUGGUGUCCCUACAGCUGUAAAGGACGAAUACGAAAUGGAUGGCUAUAAAACCUGUCUAGGCUCCCGAAACGAUUACACCGCGACGCCGUCUACGGAUGGCGCUAGCAUCACGAGUUGGUGUGUUAAACAGCUGGAGGAUGCCGGCGCCAUAAUAUUUGGAAAACUUUCCAUGCAUGAGUUUGGACUUGACACGACGGGGAACAACCCCAUAUACGGCACCCCAAGGAAUCCCUUCAAUGAUGAAUACUACACCGGUGGCAGUUCUUCUGGGAGCGGAUACGCUAGGCUUUGCCAGGCAAUGAUUGACCGACUGGUCAGGGAGCAUGGUUACCAAACAGUGCCUAUCAAGAUUCCUUUUACGCCUCAAGGCCAGAUUGCCCAUGCAAUGACGGUUUUAACGGACGGCGCAACGCUCUUGCCAGAGACGAAGAACCUCACUCACGCAAACAAGAUCCUGCUGGCACUUGGGCGUACGACACCGUCAACGGAUUACCUGCUCGCGCAAAAACUUCGGGCGCUUCUCAUGAAGCACCUCGCUUACCUCUGGACGAAACACCCAGGCAUGGUCAUCAUCACCCCGACCACAGCUUGUGCUGGUUGGAAGAUCCAGACGCAGUCAGAGCUUGAAAAUGGGCUCAGUGAUGGCGACAAAACAAUUAGAUCCAUGAUGUAUGUCUGGUUAGCCAACUUCUGUGGCCUUCCCGCUCUUACCGUCCCUGCCGGCUACCUUGCACCAGAGGGUAGCCCGGACGCGGGCGGGGUGGCAGAUGAGAAAAUUGAAGGCAAAGUACCGGUCGGACUCAUGGGGACGGGCGAAUGGACUCAAGAGCAUAACUUGCUACAGUUUGGCGUCGAUGCAGAAGCAGUCGGUGCGGAUAUACGGCUACGGCCACCAAUCUGGGUAGAUGUUGUCGCGAAGGCGCGUGAGGAGAUGAAGAUGGCAGAGAUGCCCCGGCUCCCCGCCUUUGUCGCGGCGGGAGCGCUCCUCCUAGCAGGCCUAGGAGUCGCCGAGCCGCUCACCCCAAAACACGAAGCGGGUCGCUGCGCUAUUAGAGGGCAAUGUGGUUCUAAGAGCUGGUUUGGGAAGCAGCUUCCAUGCCUCGACAACGGUCUUGCGGAAGACCCGGAGGAGGACGUGAGGAAACAGCUGGUCGACCUGUGUGGUCCGAAAUGGAACUCGGGUCCCAUCUGCUGUACCCCGGAGCAGAUCUCUUCUCUCAAAUCCGAACUCUCGACUGUGAACCAGAUCGUAUCCUCAUGCCCAGCAUGCAAAGACAACUUCUUCAACCUAUUCUGCACCUUUACGUGCUCACCGGAUCAGUCGCUCUUCCUCAACGUCACGGCUACGACGAUAAAGGCUGGGAAGACCAUGGUGGCCGAACUUGACCAGCUCGUUUCUGAAGAGUAUAGGCAGGGAUUCUACGACAGCUGCAAGGACGUAAAGUUCGGCGCUUCCAACGCGAACGCGAUGGACUUUAUUGGCGGCGGCGCGAAGACGCCAAACGACUUCCUCAAGUUUCUGGGCGACGAAAAGGCCAUCGGUUCGCCUUUCCAGAUCAAUUUCCCUACAAGCUACUCUCAGCCGGAUAUGGCGCCGAGGAGCAUGGUCCCGAAAAAGUGUAACGAUGACGACCCUAAUUUCAGCCUGCUGCUGCUUUCGUUUGCUGGCACUGUCGCCGGCCGGAUCUUCUGGAGGCGCCAUUCCCGGAGACGCACUGAGCGGUUGCGACUUCUCCAAGAUGCCGCCGCCAGCGACGAUGAAGAAGACGAGGGGAACCUCGGUCACAACGGAAUCCUAUACGACCAACCUCAACGCUACUAUCGCAUCAAUACCUGGUGCGACAAGGCAUUCAGCAAACUCGGCCAUGCCGCUGCCAGGUUCCCUGCCAUCACGAUCGUCACGAGCUUGACUAUUGUGGCGAUUCUCAGCGUGGGUUGGAUCAGAUUUGAUUUGGAGCGUGAUCCCGCUAGGCUUUGGGUCAGCCCCACCUCCGCGGCUGCGGAGGAGAAGGCGUUCUUCGACUCCAACUUUGGCCCGUUCUACCUUCUCAGCUAUGAUACUAUCAUCUGGUGGAUGGGCGUCGAGGAGGGCAUCAAGAAGCUUCAAGGACCGAAGCUAGGAGCUACCCUCGAUGACGUGUGCCUGAAGCCAACCGGUGACGCUUGCGUUGUCCAGUCGGUCAGCUCGUACUUCUCUAAUGAGCCGUCGCUCGUUGGCAAAAACACCUGGAAAGACGACCUUCGCGCAUGUGCCAAGUCUCCUGUCGAGUGCCGCCCAGAGUAUGGCCAACCGCUUGAGCCAACCAUGAUUCUUGGCGGAUACGAUACAGAUGUCGCUGAAGCCCAGGCCAUGACUGUGACGUGGGUUGUCAAUAAUGCUGCCGAAGGGUCGCCCGAGGUGAUGAGAGCUAUGGACUGGGAGGCCGCUCUCCGAGAUCGGUUGAAGGCGGUCCAGAUCGAAGCCAAGGAGCGCGGUCUUAGGUUGUCUUUCUCGACCGAAAUUAGUCUGGAAGAGGAACUGAACAAGUCUACCAACACCGACGCAAAGAUUGUAGUAAUCAGCUACCUGAUUAUGUUCUUCUACGCCUCGCUCGCCCUCGGAUCCACCACUCUCUCUUUGCGCCACUUGCUACGAAACCCUGCGGUUGCCUUGGUCCAAUCCAAGUUCACACUUGGCGUGGCCGGCAUCGUCAUUGUGCUCAUGUCCAUCACUGCAUCGAUCGGCCUCUUCUCCUGGGCCGGGCUCAAGGCUACCCUCAUCAUCGCCGAGGUGAUCCCCUUUAUUGUCCUGGCCGUUGGUGUCGAUAACAUCUUCCUCAUCGUCCACGAAUUCGAGCGCGUCAACGUUAGCCACCCCGAUGAGAUGGUUGAGGAGCGAAUCGCCAAGGCUCUCGGCCGCAUGGGGCCCUCGAUCCUCUUCUCCGCCAUCACCGAGACCGUGUCUUUUGCACUGGGCGCGUUUGUCGGAAUGCCGGCCGUCCGCAACUUUGCAAUCUACGCUGCUGGUGCGGUGCUCAUCAAUGCGGUCCUUCAGGUCACUAUGUUUAUCUCGGUCCUCGCGAUGAACCAAAUUAGGGUUGAGGAUAAUCGCGCGGACUGCAUUCCUUGUAUCCAGGUCAAGUCGGCUAGGAUUCAACUUGGCGGUGGCGGCGCCAAUGGUCAUGCCGGGGGCCGCUUCUACGAGCUCACCAUCACCGGCGUCUUCCUAGGCGUCUUUGCGGCAAGCGUGGCGCUGAUUCCCAAAGUCGAGCUUGGUCUCGACCAGCGAGUCGCGAUUCCCGACGACUCUUAUCUUAUCCCCUAUUUCAACGAUCUCUACGACUACUUUGACGCUGGCCCACCGGUCUACUUUGUCACGAGGGAGAGCAACUUGACGGAUCGGGAGCACCAGCAGGAAGUAUGUGGUCGCUACACUACCUGCCAGCAAAUGUCUCUCGCCAACAUUUUGGAAGGCGAGCGCAAGAGGUCAGAGGUCUCGUACAUUUCCUCGCCCACGGCAAACUGGCUAGACGACUUCUUCCUCUGGCUGAACCCAGAUCUCGGGGACAAGUGCUGCGUAAACGGCAGGCGGGCUUGCUUCGCCAAUCGGGACCCGGCCUGGAACAUUACCCUCUCCGGCAUGCCCGAGGGUGACGAGUUUGUGCAUUAUCUCGAACGGUUCCUGAAGGCGCCGACCAACGAGGACUGUCCUCUUGGUGGAGAGGCUUCCUAUGGGCAAGCCGUAGUCGUGGACUCGGAAAAGAAUACGGUCAUUGCGAGUCAGUUCCGCACUAGCCACUCACCUCUGCGAAGUCAAGAUGACUUUAUCAAGGCCUAUGCUUCGGCGCGCCGUAUCUCCUCCGAUAUCAAGGAGAGCACGGGCAUUGAAGUGUUCCCCUACAGCGUCUUUUACAUUUUCUUCGACCAGUACGCCAGCAUCGUCUCCUCACCGCGGCUCUGCUCGGGAUCAUUUGCCACUGCCUUUGCUGUGACCAUCACGGUGGUCAUGGCGGUCGUCGAUAUCAUUGGGGCAAUGGCGGUCUUUGGAGUGUCACUCAACGCGGUGUCCCUCGUCAACCUCAUUAUUUGCGUUGGAAUUGCCGUGGAGUUCUGUGCGCAUAUCGCUCGCGCCUUCAUGUUCCCAUCCCGCACGCUCAUGGAACGUGCCAAGAACCGGUUCCGCGGACGUGAUGCGAGGGCCUGGACCGCGCUCGUCAACGUCGGCAGCUCCGUCUUCUCGGGCAUCACUGUGACCAAGCUCCUCGGAGUGUGCGUGCUAGCCUUCACCAGGUCGAAGAUUUUUGAGAUCUACUACUUUAGGGUCUGGCUGGCGCUCGUCAUUUUCGCGGCAACGCACGCCCUCAUCUUUUGCCGGUAG
Molecule: messenger RNA, 4776 nt
Organism: Parascedosporium putredinis
Lineage: Eukaryota; Fungi; Ascomycota; Sordariomycetes; Microascales; Microascaceae
Source: the annotation of a GenBank genome assembly